AACAACAGCUGGAAGCUGCUCACUAAAGAUGGCCGCCGCGACCAUAGCGGGGCUCGACGCCCACAGGAUGGAGGAAAAGAAGUUCGAGUACUUCUCCUCCAUCAACUCCAUGGCGAAGAAAAUAAUGCAGGAGAGGGAGAAAAUCAAAGCCAAGCACGGCCCGUCCUGGGAGAAAAUGACGCCGCAGGAGCAGGACAGCGCGAUCGACAACGAGAUGAUGGAUCCACAUAUCCGAGCCCGGUACGCCAUGCACAGAGUGGAGCGAGAAGAAGUGCUCUGUUACCCCAAACUGCUCAUUCAGACGGGCCAGAAGAUAGUUCACUUCGGCGAGGAGGAUAUUACCUGGCAAGAUGAGCAUUCUGCGCCCUUCUCCUGGGAAACAAAGAGCCAGUUGGACUUCAGCUUGUCGUCAGGCCCUGCAGAUCAGGGGAUCUCAGCCUCACAGGCAGACUCAAAGGCUGCAAAGGUUCCUCAUUCCAACCAGCUUGGCAAGAGUACAGCAGGAACAAAGGUGUCUGUCAGCGAGGGACGGAAGCCAGAAGAAGAGUCGUCCUUCUGGAAAAUCAGCGCCGAGAGGUCCAGGCUGGAGGGAGAGCAAGCCGACUUCCAGUCCCUAACCCCCAGCCAAAUCAAAUCCCUCGAGAAAGGAGAGAAACCCCUCCCCUCGUACCUCCGACAGGAGACUUCUGUCCCCUCCAAAGAGCCUGAGGCAGCAGAGCCCCACCCUCCAGCUCCAGCUCCAGCUCCUACCAGGCCCACCAAGCACCGAGCACCCAAGCCUCCCGCUCCCCACCCCCCCAUCCCCGUCGCUGUCAGUGCAACACCAGCGUCCAUCUCCAUCUCGCCCAACCCGCCACCACCUGUCAGCGUGUCGUCGUCAGUAGCAGGAUGGGAGCGAUCUCAGAGCACCCUGCCGUCCGUCAGCAACACCCCGGAUGAAGUGUUCUCCUCCAGCAUGAUGUCCAAGCCCUCCCACCACCCGGCCACUGUGGAGAAAGUGGAAGAGGACUCGUCUGGCAGCCCUACCUUUGCCCAGUUCAACACAAGCAGCAACAUCCUGAAGACUGGAUUCGACUUCUUAGACAACUGGUAAACCACAGCCGAGCCCAGUCACCGCUACGAAUGAAUCAUCCUCAUCAUCACUCUGAAGAAGGACCCCACUGCCAUGACUACAGACAUCCACGUCUAGAUUUAACAGACACCAGUCUCCACAUUAGAUAGUUGUAAUUAUCUUCAGUGGCUUGUUAAGACAUUAUUUUACUGCCUGUGUGCUGGUGUUCCCUCUCCCUCUCCAAGUAGGUUUGAACCUCUUAGAUUUCUUGCAGAACACCACCUCCCCUGCCCCGACUGUGCAUUCACACUGCCAUCAGCCUGGUUGAAAGACGGCACAAGAGUUUGGAACUGCAUCAAAAUAUAAUAUCGCAAAAUUUCUUAAGCGCUAGCUACGGCUGCAACUGCUCCCCGAGGAUAGUUUUGUCAUCUUUGUACCCUGAAGUCUUUUGUAUAAAAUUUUAAAAAAGAAAUAGGAAGGCUGGGGGAUAAAGUAAGUACGUUUUUAUCAGCCAAGACUAAUACAAAGAUGCUUUUUCAAAUACACGUUUGCUAACUGGUCUACAUUAGAGGUCUUCACAGGUCCAGAAAUGUAUCCGCCAUUCAAAAAAGACCCAGAAAUUCACUAUCCGGACCCGUCUAUUGAUUCAAAGCUGGGCCCUGGUGUUCUGUCCAUAUCUGCUCUUUAUCAAGAUAUGCUACUUAGUGGUUCUGCAAAUGCAAAUGAGCAUUAUUUGAUAGGGAUUAUGUUUUUUUUUUAAAUGUGCUACCACUCAAUUCUUGAUUUAAGAUAUUAAAAUAGAGUACCAAAAUAUCUCAUUUCUAAUCAGAAAACACACAUAAAGAUGUCAUAAUACUGACGGAAAUACAGAACUGCAAAUUAAAACACAAGCCUGCCUUUUACAAGGUACAAGGUAGUAUCACUUGCCCAUGCAGAACCUAGAAAUGUGUCAUCCUAACCCUGACAAAGACCUGACUGCACCAAUUUCACAGCUAACUUGAUGUUAAAGUUGACUUACAAGUUGUCAAAACAAAACUUUGGUCGCCUUCUCUCCUGUGCCUGGCUUUGACACAUUAUCAUUUAUCGUCCUCGCCAAGAAAGUUGGUCAAAUACAUCAAGUUUUGCUGACUGAAACAGCAUCUCUGAUCCUGAUGACUAUUUCCCAGUUGCAUUUGCAUUCACGGUGACUGAUGGCAAACUCAUUGUUCAGAAUCAGCAUUGCAGUUUUGUUACAUCUAGCACAAUAGAGACCGCUCUCUGUCCUGUCACCUCCCGAACAGGGGAACUCACUUGCACAGAUCAUUGAAACUGCACUUUGCAGUUUCCUUGUAGUUGCUGUUACACUACACAGGCACACAGCACCUGCAUCAUGAUCAGUGCUGCUGCUGGGUCUUUUCAGGUCCGCUCAGGUAUUACACAUAAUGUUAAACAGACCUGAGAAUGGCUGUAAUAGAACAGGAACUGAUUAUUACCUUAUUCACCUGUUAAACUGUGGAUCAAAAUCAUAGACUGUAUAGAUCCAAACCCAUAGGGGUCUUAGGGUUUGUGUGGACUUGUGAGGACCUAAUGGACCCCAGAGUUACUAGACUUACACCUGAUAACUCUGGUAACCUGUUGAUCACGAUGCUUUUAGUGUGAAUGCACAGUCACGGUGUCACUUGGCUGCCUUCACAUGUACGAUUUAGUCACUAAUGCAACAAGCAAGGAUAUUUUUUUUGGGUACCGUAAGCAUGUCCGUUUUUUAUGUUCACAAAACACUAGAAAAUUCAUCUAUCUUUUUAUGUUUUUUGUUUAUUUGGUUAUGAAGAUUUCGCUCUCCAAUGUGCUUUUAUUUAUACAUACCUAUAUAUUCCUAUAAGAGUUUUAGAGUUAAAGUAGUGCUCAGUACUGCAGUCCUGGCCCACAUUGCUACACAUAAUGUUCCUACUGGUUGUGGAAUUCCUGGAAUAUCAUGGAAUUUUUACCAUUGCAUCACUUGACAGAAAAAUAGCAGAAUGUAUUUUCCAACUUUCACACACUCAUUGAAUUAGAUGGUGGUUUUUAGCAAGUGGAAACCAAACUGAAACAACUAUGGAAGUGCUAAAAAAAACGGAUUCAUGGAAAACUUGUGGGCUGAAUGUCCGGGUUGCCGUGGGAACCUGUUACAGUAUGGAUUUAGCAUACCGCCAACACUUCCUUGCCACCUCAACCCUCCCAACUGUCACCUUUGACCUCUUAACUAGUGCUGAGCAAAGGUAGUGUGCAUUUAUAAUGAAGAUAAGACGCACUCAAAUGUGUUUUAGAUAAACAGGCAGUAGUGAAUUUGUACCACUUGUGUCAUAGAUCUAAAAUCCAGUUUACAUGACUAGAGUACUAUUUUACUGAAUUUUAUAUUUAUCUGCUGAUUGUAUCUUAUGCUAUACAUGUAUAUUGCACUCAUGCAUUUUGAGGUCACGGAUUGGAAGGAAGUGAAUAAAUAAAAGUCAAACCUG
This is a messenger RNA of Centropristis striata (black sea bass), 3522 nucleotides long. It is a transcript of the gene c18h1orf198, whose product is annotated as chromosome 18 C1orf198 homolog. Bases 29 to 1093 code for a protein of 354 amino acids. The transcript is spliced from 6 exons. The record is from RefSeq and is a predicted model, not a curated record. NCBI's taxonomy places the organism in Eukaryota, Metazoa, Chordata, Actinopteri, Perciformes, Serranidae.